Messenger RNA from Hippopotamus amphibius kiboko, 948 nucleotides. RefSeq names its product olfactory receptor 51G1-like. Lineage: Eukaryota; Metazoa; Chordata; Mammalia; Artiodactyla; Hippopotamidae. Gene Ontology annotation, molecular function: G protein-coupled receptor activity; olfactory receptor activity. The record is from RefSeq and is a predicted model, not a curated record. The transcript is spliced from 2 exons. Gene Ontology annotation, biological process: G protein-coupled receptor signaling pathway. Bases 1 to 948 code for a protein of 315 amino acids. Gene Ontology annotation, cellular component: membrane.
AUGGCAAUUCCGAACAACAGCAAUGCCAGCCGUUUCUUCUUUUUUUUGAUGGAUUUCCCAGGACUGGAGACUGCUCAUUGCUGGACAGUGAUUCCUGUCUGCUUCAUCUACAUUCUCUCUUUGCUGGGCAACAUCACCAUACUGUACAUUGUCAAGACUGUGCCCAGCCUCCACACCCCCAUGUACCUCUUCCUCUCCAUGCUCUCAAUGGCUGACCUGGGCCUCGCAGCUUCUACACUGCCUUCCAUGGCAGCCGUCUUUCUCCUGAGCCAAAGGAAGGUGGGAGCUGCAGUCUGUUUUACACAACUCUUCUUCAUCCACACAUUCUCAGUAACUGAAUCAGCUGUGCUGUUGGCCAUGGCUUUUGACCGCUGUGUGGCUAUCCGAGAGCCCUUACGCUAUGCCACCAUCCUCACCACCAAGUGCAUCAGGGCCAUUGGGCUGGCCAGUGUGAUCCGUAGUGCUGCCCUUCAUCUGCCGCUGCCCGUCCUCCUUGGAAGACUGCGGUUCCAGCCUGUGAAUGCUCUGUCUCACUCUUAUUGUGUUCACCCUGAUGUUCUAAGGCUGGCCAGUUCCAGCACUCUUGUCAACAGUGGCCUUGGGCUCUUUGUCAUGCUCUCCACAUUGGGGGUGGAUGCUGUCCUCAUUCUCCUUUCCUAUAUGCUAAUUUUGAAGGCAGUAUUGAGCAUUGUUUCCAAUGCUGGGAGGCUGAAAGCCUUCAAUACUUGCAUUUCUCAUAUUUGUGCUGUACUAUUAUUUUAUACCCCAGUGGUCAGCCUGUCUAUGAUCCAUCGCUUUGGGAAAAAGAAGCUUCCAGCUCAGAUAUACAUGCUUCUCUCCUAUCUGCAUUUUCUUGUACCUCCAAUGCUCAACCCAAUUGUCUACAGUGUCAAAACCAAAGAGAUUCGAGUAUGCGUUCUGAAGAUGCUCCACCCCAGAAAGUGCUGA